AUGCCCUACAACAACAACCACUACAACCACCAUCUGUACUAUAAGUCUCGUGGAUACCACGACCGAUAUAGACAAGGAUCUGGCCUUCAUAAACCCCAUGGAUUCAGAGAUCAGCAGGAUGCAAUACCUCCAGCUACCCCCACCACUCCAACAUCUGGUGCAAAUGGUCCACAUCCAGCUAAUGGUCAAAGUUCCAUACAUCGAGAGCGUUACUUUAGCAAUAAGGAUGUUGGAAUAGACCAUAGAGUUUCACAAACAACCGCUGCACCUUUCAAAGGAGGAGGGCUCGUUGGUGCUCCAUCUUCUACUACUACUACACAUACUUCAGUUAAUGGGGCGUCAAUGCGACAGUCGAAUCUGAUCCCUCCAACUCGAACUGUUCCUGUGAACCGCAACUCAAAACCUUCAACGAGUGGCGUGACAAGAUCAGUCAAUGACAGAAUGGGCCACAUAGAAUACCCUGCUUCAAACCCCCUCACUGGUAUUAAUCCGCUUGAUGCCUCAUUCCCCACAUUGAAGUUGUACAUGACCUAUAAAGCAUUUGAUGAUCAUUCCUAUGAAUCAGGAGAACCUAGAGGUACAUAUAAAGUAAUCUAUGACCCGGAUCAAGACAAGCUGUUGUCCAAAGAAGAUAGAAAGAAAAGAGAGCGUAAGUAUCGUGUGAGCACUCGAUCAUUCGAUGAUGUGGACUUUGUUCCAGAGUGUAAGGACCCUAGAAAGUCAAUGCAGCAUUAUAUGACAAAGCCAAAUAAGAGGUCUAAGAAAUUUCCCUUUAAGCAGUUACCACAACCACGUUUCACAUUUGAUAAAGACUCGCUUGGACCAGCCCCAUUAACAGAGUUGGUGAUAUGGGAUCUACCCUUCUCUGUCAACGAGAACUAUUUGUCUAAUUUCAUACGGAGUUUUGACAGCACUUAUCCUCCACUUCGUGACUUGAAAUUGUAUAAUGAUCCUGUUAAUGCUGUGCCAUUAGGAAUUGCUACUUUCAAAUUCCAAGGUGCACCUGAUAAAUCCCAACGAUUUGCUCAAAAGUUUAUUUCAUUGGUGAAGCAAGAAUUACCGAGAAUUGAUGGAGUCGAGUUCAAAUUAAUACUCAACGAUAAUGAUAAUCAAUUGUUGGAAAAGAAAGUUGCCCAAGCACUGGAUAAGUUACACAGAUUAAGACAACAGGAUGAAGAUAGAAGAAAACGAGACUUACAAGAGAAGCAACGAAGAGAAGACGAAGAACGUAGAACGGCAGAGAAGAAUAGGAAAAAGACCGAAGUUACCAGCAAUACAAAUGCUGAAUCAAUGCUGAGAUCUACUAGCGUGAAGGAUACGUUACCUUCUCCAUCCGAAACUACAUCUAUUUCCAACCAUGCGAAUACUUUACAGUCCAAUACCACUAUUAAGUCUAUUCGAAAUAAGAACAAGGUUGUCUCGGGUGUAUUUCUUCCCAAAGAAUUAACCAGGUAUGUUAAAGACAGGCCAUUUUUGUUUAUUGAUGAUGCAUACGUACCCACUCGAAAAAUCCCAACACAGGAUAUCAAACGUGCAUUAGAAAGAUAUAGUUGGACUCGGGUUAUAGGGGAUAAGAAUGGUUUUUUUGUUAUAUUUAAUAGUCUUCGUGAUUGUGAAAAGUGUUUUUAUGAUGAAGACGGGAAACGUUUUUAUGCCUACAGAAUGUAUAUGGAUUUAUGUGUUCCUGAAGGCUAUACACUUAAAGCCUCUUUCUCUGAGAAGGAGGAAAAGAUUGAUGCGGUUGGAGAAGCUGCAAAUAUAUUAAUUAAAGACUUCCAGACAUUUCUUGCUAAGGAUAUUCGAGAGCGGAUUCUUGCGCCUGCAAUUUUAAACCUAUUAAGCCAUGAAAAUUAUCCAGAGUUGGUUAGUGAGUUAAGAGCCAAAGAGCAAGAAAAGGCUGAAGAAACAAAAGAGCUUUUGUCUCAGUCUCAAUUGAAACAAGACACAUUAUUAUUUCUUAAAUCCAAUGAUAAAUCAAACGCAACUCUUCCAAAGAGAGAGACCAAGCAAGACAAGUUAAUCAAAUUGUUAAUGAAAAAUAAUCGUCGCCGGCGUAACCUUAUUCCUAUGCAACAUGCAUUGAACUUAGAUAAUAAUGAUGAAAGCAGUGAUUCAAGUGAUGACGAUAGUGGGACGAGUGGUUCAAACACUCCAGGUCCAUGUCUGCUGACGGCUACCCCUAGUGCAACACUUGACAUCACAUCUGUCAAUCUUAAGCAUAGCCUAAGUGAUGAUGAGGACGAGGAUCAACUAGAGGUGAAAAAACCUAAACGUCAAAGCAUGUAUGACGAGGUAUCUAUGAGCGAAGAUGAAGAUUCAGAAUUUGUGGCUCUUGAGUCAAAAAAUCCCGUGAAGGAAGUAGGUGUUGAAAUUAAAUUAGAUAGUGAAGACGAAGAAUCUGUUUCUGAAUCACAGGAUGAUAUUGCUAGCAUUCAAGAAGAUGGAAACUAUGACUAUUCGAAUCUUGCACUUAAAUAUCGUCCUACUCCGAAGGUUUCACAACCUGUAUAUGAAGAAUUAUCAUUUGAAAGGUAUUCUGUUCGUCAUUUGCGGAGGUUAUUAAGAGAUGAUGAAGAUUUGUCAAUUGCACAAGAAAUUUUAGCUGAUCCUGAAGGUUUCUGGAAUGAGCAGCCUUCAAGUAAAAUUGAAGUGGACUAUAUGUGCUGGAAGGAUCUCCACAAUAAGUAUGAUGAUGAUGCAAUUUCUGCUUCGGCAUUGUAUGGGGAUGAAGACUUGGUUAAUUUCACUGGUUCAUUCAGAAGUGAAGGUUAUAAGAAGAUAAGCAAGACCAAGAAGGUUUACUUGCCACAUAUGAAACAAAAAUCUAGAAAGCCAUUGAAGACCGUUAUGUAUCAUAACGAUAAUGGGGGCACUAGUGAUGAUGAAGAUGGCCUUGAUGAUGAAAGCAAGUUGGAAUUGAAUGGGCUGGAAGAUAGAAAGAGAAAACAUGAAAACAAUAUAGAUAGAGGUUUGGAAAAUUCCAAUGAUCUUCCUGGAGGAGGUGGUGGUGGCAGUAGCAUGAAUAUUUCCAACAGCACAGGUAAUGGGAAUGGUGACAUAAAUGGAGAUGAAGAUGACAUAGGAAAUGUGAAUCAAAGUUCUCGUGUCAAUAGAGCACUCAAUAGACGGUUCGCAGCAGAAGUUAGUGCUCAAUUGGGUGGAGCUGAUCUGGAAAUCUUAUCACUUAAUGCAUUAACUAAACGGAAGAAGCCAGUUUCCUUUGCACGUUCACUGAUUCAUAAUUGGGGUCUAUAUGCCAAUGAACCGAUUGCUGCCAAAGAAAUGAUUAUUGAAUAUGUUGGAGAAAUGAUUAGACAACAAGUUGCAGAACAUAGAGAAAAGUCAUACUUGAAGCUGGGAAUUGGAUCAUCAUAUUUAUUCCGUAUUGAUGAGAAUACUGUUAUCGAUGCCACCAAAAAGGGAGGCAUAGCCAGGUUUAUUAAUCAUUGUUGUGAUCCAAGUUGUACUGCCAAAAUCAUUAAAGUUGAAGGAAAAAAGAGAAUUGUCAUUUACGCAUUACGAGACAUUGAUGCCAAUGAGGAAUUGACCUAUGAUUACAAAUUUGAACGUGAGUCCAAUGAUGUUGAACGUAUUCCUUGUUUGUGUGGGGCAUCAACCUGUAAAGGUUACUUGAAUUAG
Messenger RNA from Lizanozyma spartinae, 3639 nucleotides. It is a transcript of the gene SET1, whose product is annotated as histone methyltransferase. Gene Ontology annotation, molecular function: protein binding; histone H3K4 methyltransferase activity. NCBI's taxonomy places the organism in Eukaryota, Fungi, Ascomycota, Pichiomycetes, Serinales, Debaryomycetaceae. The record is from RefSeq and is a predicted model, not a curated record. Bases 1 to 3639 code for a protein of 1212 amino acids. Gene Ontology annotation, cellular component: Set1C/COMPASS complex. The transcript has a single exon.